GUCUGCGCUGUAGCCGCCAUGUUGCUCGCAGCCGAUACCAACAAUCUGUAAUUGUGUCUUCCCCAACCCCCCUUCCCUCCUCCGCCUUCUCCUUUCCCGUGGGCCCGGUCCGGAGUCGCAAGAAGGAGGAGGCAGCCGCGGAGAAAGCGAGAGCAGGGAGCAGUCCCGCUUGUUUCCAGCCGAGCCAUGUCCACCAAGGACGGUAAACACUCCACCACCGAGCGGGCGGUUAAAUCUGUACCUUUUCCCCCGACUCAUCGAUUAACAUCCGAAGAAGUGUUUGACACUGAUGGAAAGCCCAGGGUAGACAUUCUGAAGAACCAUUUAAUAAAAGAAGGACGUGUAGAUGAAGAAAUUGCACUAAGGAUCAUAAAUGAAGGUGCUGCAAUUUUACGGCGUGAGAAGACAAUGAUAGAAGUAGAAGCUCCAAUUACAGUUUGUGGAGAUAUACAUGGGCAAUUCUUUGACUUGAUGAAAUUGUUUGAAGUGGGUGGAUCACCAGCUAACACAAGAUACCUCUUUCUAGGGGACUAUGUAGACAGAGGUUAUUUUAGUAUAGAGUGUGUUUUGUAUUUAUGGGUUUUAAAGAUACUGUACCCCAACACGCUUUUUCUUUUAAGAGGCAAUCAUGAAUGCAGGCACCUUACAGAAUAUUUCACUUUUAAGCAAGAAUGUAAAAUAAAAUAUUCAGAAAGAGUGUAUGAGGCCUGUAUGGAAGCGUUUGAUUGUCUUCCGUUAGCUGCACUUUUAAACCAACAAUUUCUGUGUGUUCAUGGUGGACUAUCCCCAGAAAUACAUACCUUAGAUGACAUUAAAAGAUUAGACAGGUUUAAAGAGCCUCCUGCUUUUGGCCCCAUGUGUGACUUAUUAUGGUCCGAUCCUUCAGAAGAUUUUGGUAAUGAAAAAUCACAGGAACAUUUCAGUCAUAAUACAGUGCGAGGGUGCUCUUACUUCUAUAGCUACCCAGCAGUUUGUGAGUUUCUACAAAAUAAUAACUUGUUGUCAAUCAUCAGAGCGCAUGAAGCCCAAGAUGCAGGUUACCGAAUGUACAGAAAAAGUCAAACUACAGGGUUUCCUUCUUUAAUAACAAUAUUUUCAGCACCCAAUUACUUAGAUGUGUACAACAAUAAAGCUGCUGUAUUAAAGUAUGAAAACAAUGUCAUGAAUAUUAGACAGUUCAAUUGCUCACCACAUCCAUACUGGCUACCAAAUUUUAUGGAUGUCUUCACGUGGUCAUUGCCAUUUGUUGGUGAAAAAGUUACAGAGAUGUUGGUGAAUGUUCUGAGUAUUUGCUCCGAUGAUGAGCUUAUGACAGAGGGCGAAGACCAGUUUGACGUAGGUACAGCGGCAGCUAGAAAAGAAAUUAUCAGGAAUAAAAUUCGGGCAAUUGGCAAGAUGGCAAGAGUCUUCUCUGUGCUCAGGGAGGAAAGUGAAAGUGUGUUGACACUGAAGGGUUUAACCCCCACUGGAAUGCUGCCUAGUGGAGUACUGGCUGGAGGACGACAGACUCUACAAAGUGGUAAUGAUACGCAGCUUGCAGUACCCAGAUGGACUGGGGCACAUAUUAUUCCUUUUCCUAAUUCUACACCUAAUGCAUGCUGGGAAUUUCUUAUGCUUUUCCGCUCCUGUCUUAGUGGUUAUGAUAGUGGCAUAGUAUCUUGUGUGUUUACUUGGUGGGAGCUUAAAAUGAAUACCAGGGUACACAUGUGUGAAGUACGUUCUAUUGCUCCUAUUUCUAAAACCUUCAGAAACAAAGUCUAAAUCUGGUUACAGAACUAUGCAAAAUUCUGUAUACCUUUUUAUAGAAGCAUUUGUACUUAACGGAUUAGCUUAUUAUGGCCUGUUCACCAUUUGGUACCCUGGUAGCCAAACUGUCUGUCUGAUGUAACGUUUUAAUUAACAUCUUCUGUUACACUAUUUAUUUCCUCUGCACUUACUAGCUGGUUCCUUUGUAAAUCCUUUGUAUGUGUGUGUCUUAAGCUAUAACAGCAAUUUUCUGUCUAGUGUUAACGUUCUGUUUUGCACCAUCACCUUUUAUCUGUACUAAUAUGUACAACAUAUAUUUUUAAACCAGAUUAGGGUUUAGGGCUGUGACACACGGGGAGAUUAGUUGCCUCUCAAGGCGACUUGGGUAAAUCGCGCUGCCGCAUAUGCCAUCCCACCGGCGAUUUACAGUCUAGCCAGUGGGAUGGCAUUUCGGGGAGAUUUGUUGCACGGCAACUAAUCUUCUCGUCUGUCACGGCCCUUAUUAUACCAUGCAAAUACAUUUUAUUUGGUUUCCAGGUUAUUUUAAUUGUGCAAAUAUAUUUAGCUGAAAAUUGAAUGCAUUUGUAAAUUUGCUUAUUAAUUAAUGCCUGAUAAUUAAAUACAGAUUUUCUGAAAAUAUUUUGUUUAAAGACAAAAAGCUGUAAUUGUAAUUUGAAGCACAUAUUCUUAAGGGGCAGUUCAGUUCCCCCAAAAGAAAGGAUGUAAAUGGUCAGUAUGGGGUUAACUGAUGCACAUUAGCAACAUAUGUUUCUUUCUAGUUUGCAUAAUAUUUACCCAGAGACUUGAAUUGCUCUGUGCAGUCCAAUAAAUACUGCUAAUCAGUUGUAACUAAUAAAAACACAUAAAAGCACAGCCUCUUUCUGCCUAUAAAAUGCCUUGGCUGUUCUAUUCAGAAACUGUUUCUUUACCAAAAAUGCAAAAGGACUGUAAGUCAGUUCAGGUGUAAUGGGACCUCCCACCUGAUCUGAAGUAACAGCCUUAGAGAAGAGGAUGAAGAAUAUGAAGUCUUUAGGUUCAUUUUGUGCAAGCAUGUUGCAAAUAUGCUUUUUUACCAGAUUGAACAGCCCCUUAAGAUAUAUGUAAAUAAUGGCAUUUUAUGGAUUUUGUAUGAAGUUGUUACUCCAGUAAUACCUGUUUUCUUUCUGUACCACACUGAAACACAAACUGUCUGGUUCUCUUCAAGGAGUGUGUAUAAACAUGGUGUUAUAAAGUGUCAGGAAUGUAAAGGUCAUACAUGGGCAGAUUUAAGCUAAAGGAUUUGAGCCCUUUAGACAGAUUUGGCAGCUUCUCUGCCAGUGUAUGGGGACACCUGACUGCCCUACCCGACUGAUAACUGAUUUAAAAACGGGCAGGUUUUGACUUUAUGGGCUCAUUGUUGCAGGCCUCGCUUUUACCACUCCUAUCGAUAUAAUUGGAAUUUGAUCAUUUGGUCUUAGGGCUUAAUGUUCGAACUAGCCCAUUAUCAGCCGCCUUAGGUGGCGAUCUCACCAAGCUAGCAUCUUAAAAUGUGUGGCCUCCAGUAAAUCUCGGUGGCUUAAAUCAGCAUAUGCAGGCAAGCAGAUAAACUUAAACCUAAGGCCGAGGGCCCAUGGAGUGUUGGCUCUGCUGCUCCUUUAUGCAGCUCUGUGUAUCUGCACUGAAAAGUACAGCUUCCCCUGAGUGCAGAUACAGGGAGCAGAGCGGAGAUGGUCCUGAAAAUUGCAAAAGCAGACAUUUUCGUGGCCGAUCUUCACUCUGCACUUAGGCAGAAGCUUUACUCUUUAAUGCAGAUAGUGCUGUUUCCGUACAUCACUAAGCACGAAAUAAUUAACUUUGCACAUAUGUAUAUAAUAAGCAAUAGCCUCUUCAAAAAGGUGACCGGAAUGUGCGAUUCUUCCCAAGAAAUUCUAAAAGGAAAUCAUUGACUCUCCCCAGUCAAGUGUGAAAUGUAGAAUUAGCCAUUUCAGGUCAGAGAGAGAGGAAACAUGUUACUUCUACUAAGAAGCUGUAGCUGCUAAUGGCCAGGUGUAGGGAGUGAGGGCCGUGCAUCGCUAAUAAAUCAGGCGCCCCUUACAGUUUGCAAAUGAGGCAACAAGAUGACAAGCCAUCAUGAUGAGUUUUCAAGUGCUUUACAUUACUCUGUAGGCAAAAAUCAUAACUGCAUAAACCUUCUGCAUGUUACAAUAGGUGCAGAACAAGGAUUUAGGGAAGGAAGAUUUCCUUUAAACAUCACAAUAGUAAUAGUGUAAAAUUAAUGUUGGCCUUGGACAAGCCUUUUACUGUGUUUGUGGAAUAUCAGAAUCUAACACAUUUUUACUUUUUGUGCAUUAAUUUUUCUCUCCAUAAAAUCAGCUGCUGUAGCAAUGGCUCCAGGCUUAAGCUAAUGUUCUUUUCUCCGUGAAGGGAACACAAAAUCGAAUGCCAGCUUUUAAUUGAGGCUACUUCUCAUCUAUAGUAAAGGCAGUGUUUGGCCCAAGUACUUCCUGUACUGUCGUGACAACAGCUUUAUAUUAUACUCUUUGGAGAGUUUCACAGGCAGUACAGGUCCAGUCCCUGAGGCUUAUGCCACACGUGGCAGACUAUUGACCCGCAGAUAAACACAGGCUGAGAAUCCACCCCUACUCUUCAACCAGUGCUAUAUUGUGUCUGCACCAGAGCCAUAGUGUUGGUACAGGCUCUCUGGCAGAUUUGGGAGUCAAAAUGCAUACUAAUGUGUGUCAGAGCCAAAAUCUGCUCCUUGUGCCUGUACCCGGGCCCAUACAGUGGCUCAGGGGCAGAUACAGAAGGGAUACUGAUUCAAGCGUAAGGGCAGAUUCUCAUCCUAUGUUUAUCCACAUGCCAAGAACCCGCCAUGUGUGGCAUAAGCCUAACUGUCUCCAUAACAAAUAAGAACAAAAUAAUGACUUGAUGUACCAGUAAGUUUCAUAUGUUUGUUUGGAAAACCAAUAUUUUUAGUUUGUAUUUUGUCUCUUCCUGCUGUAAAAGUACCCUUAAUUUAAAUAGAAAUCACAAUGUACAUUUUAGCUGUUUGUAUAAGAUUUGUCAUGAAAUAUUUUGUACUCAAUUCAUUUAGCUUCAUUGUAGCUGGCUAAAGUGGGUUUCCUACGGAGCAUUCAAUGUGUGGCUACAAAAUGGAACAUAGUUUACUUUUUCCUAAUGGUAACCCCAAAUGUGAAUAUGUAAUAUUGAAUAGGAAAUUAUAUAUAAUAACUGCCUCUAAAAUCUGUGCAUAUAUUUAUCAUUGCUAGCAACUACUGUCCAGUAUCCCUGGGGUAGACUGUAUGCAGCUCUCCAUUUAUCAGCAUAUAAACAUUACUAAGAAUUCAUUUGCUUGCUUUAAUACUAGAGAUUGAUGCAUUCACUUUUUUUCCUCUUUGUAUUUACAGCCCUAACAAAGUUCACCUUGUAAGAAUCAUGUGGGGGUGGGGGGAUAAUAUGUUUAAUGACUGGGGGCGGCCAUGUAUAUUAAGUUGGUCACUGCGUUUUUUUGUUAUGCAAUAUUACACUUCUCAUCUUUCUCAUUCAUUUUGCAUGCAUCUGCUCACUUCUGUACAGCCACAGUUGAGGCAAUUGAGGCUGAUAAAGGUAUGCUUAGAGUCUUUGCCAUUUUGGCAGAGAUCUGUGGUUUUGGGGUUGGGAAUUGAAUUGUUAAUGUGUAGCUGUGACCAGGUUUAAACUUGCACAACCAGAGAUGGAUCCCUUUGUUGAUCCGUCCCCUUUCUUUAAAACCUUAACUCUAAUUGUUUGUGUUUCAGCCCUUGCCUGUAGCAUGGUAUUGUAGAGUCAUAAUUUGUUUUUCCUUUUCUUGACAGCAUUUUGUGAUCUUUUAUUUUACAUUUAAGUAGAAUGUUUGGUGUCAAUGUGUUUGUACAGAGAAGAUUUACUUUAUACAGUUAUCCUGAAAUAUGAUUUGUGCAUGACCUCAAUUGUAUCCUCUGCUGUAUUGCUCUUUUAGUGGUUGUACAUAGUACCUGGUAGUGCAAGAUUUGCCUUCAUCCUGAAGUGCUAUAAACAAAAAACUUUAGCACAGAUAACCCUUCAUACAUGUCCCAUAUACACUGCUUCUAGAUUUUCAAUAAGGGCUAUGUAUUUUUAAUAACCGUGUUUUAAAAUGUGUUCAGCAGGCCAUUCAUUGGGGUUGAUUCAGUUAGACAUAAAGCAAAGUACAUAUGAAGAUUUUCAAGUCUAUUCAGGUCAGACUGGGGGUGCCGUAGAGCCCCUUACAUGAAACAUUUCCAUCAGCUCUUUAUUUUAACUAUAGAUCCAUAUAUAUCUAUUACUCUCACAACAACAAGAUGUAGACAGUGCUGAGUGUGAGUCUUCAGUGUCAGGUUCUCUGUUGGGUCCAUUGAAGCCCAGUCUGGCACUAAAGCCUAUACACUUUGGCUACUGCAAACCAAGAAAGAUUUAGCAGAAUGCCGAACUGAAUGUGCAUACACAAAUAAGGCCGUGGAAGGGUUAAAGAGAACUGCACAUGGUGAAACAUUUUCCAUGUUUGUCACAACAAGAUCCGAAUUUUGCUGAAAAAGGCCAAACCUUGGCUAAAUCCUGGAUCCAGGGCCUCCUUAAUAUUCAUUAUUGGCUACAAGACUUAAACUUUGGGGGGAAUUCAUAAAAGUGAAGUUAGCCCUUUUUGGAGUAAAAGUGGUGAAAAAACUGGUGGAAAACACUUUCUCCAGAUUCACAAACAGAAAUCCGCCUAAACACCGAAUCAACCACCACUUUUCCGUUUUUGGUGAAAGAAAGACAGUUUACAGACACUUUCGUGAAUUUGUUGUUUAAACAACAUUUAUACGACGUUUUAACAACGUUUUUUCCGCAACAUUUUCAAAAUGGAGUAAAGCUCAGUGUAACUCUGAUCAAUUCUAAGUUCUUCUAUUUUGUUUGGUUUCACCCAGUCUCCAUUUCACACCUAAGGUAGGGGCCCCAUUGGGGGAUCGUUAACAUAUUAAUGGGGAUUAGCAGCCUAUUGUUAGGGAACAAUACGUGCAAAAAGCCUCAUUAACAUUUUAUAAACAAGUAAAACACAGAUUUAAAAAAGUUUAAUUUAUAUCUUAUAUAUAAAAAGUUUUUACUUCACAUUUGCAUGAUUAUGCUAGUUAAUCAAUGAGAUAUUAAUAACUUUUUGUGUGAAUAUAUUGUAAACAAUAUUAUUAAAAGGAAAAGUAAAGCCUCCCAGGCAAAUUUUUAUUUUUAGCAGCAGUGCCCCCUCUUUAAUCACUUCACUGACAUUUGCCCCAACUUAUCAGCAGCCAUCUUGGUGAUCAGCAAACUGCACAUACACACUGGCACCCAAACUGGGAUAUUGGGGUACAGAGUUGGACUGGCCCAAUAGGGCACUGGAUAAAAACCCAGUGGGCCCUAGUCCUGUUGGACCUCUAUUCACCGGGCAUGUUGGUGUGGGGCCGGAUUGCUGCUGACCAGUAAUGAGUAGGGGCUAGAGAAGACGCUAUUUAGACCCUUAAAUCUUGUUACAGAAGUGGAAUUACGCAGAAAUAUAGAAAACAUUAUAAAGCCCAGAUUGUCCAGGGAAACUAUACGUUUUUUUCAGGACAAACUAAAAUUACCCCUCAGGAAAUGCCCCCAAAGUGAAAUGAUAAAUGAAAUGCAAAAUCCUGCGGGUAAAAUCCUUAUCCCAAGGCUCCUGUAGCUGUGGGACUGGGUUUGGUAGCACUGACAGAUUUAGAGCUAAAGGCAAAUUUAUAGAAAAAAAUCUGGGAAAAUUGACACAAUCGGAAAACUGUUGAGAAGACAAAUUUGCAAAAGUGAAAAAAGAGGUUUGUGAAUUAGGUGGAAAAUCCAACAAAUCUAUCUCCACUUUUAUUUUUUCUCAAUAUCACCACUUUUGUGAAUUCCCCCCUUUGUCUCCUUUCAAAUAACUUUUGAUGCCUAUGGCUCCUGUAUAUUCAUCUUAGUGGUUUGUAUAAAUGUACAUUUUCAGCUUUUUGUGGUGUCUGAGAAAAAAGUGCGUAGGGUAAGCUCUGUUAGUCAGAUCCAUGGCUUUCAUUUAAACGAGACACUUCUGAUUGAAUCAGCCCCAGUGAGUUGCUGUAAGGCCUACAUAUGUAUAUAUAUAUAUAUAUAUAUAUAUAUAUAUAUAUAGAGACAUAUUUCUGUUCUUCCAUUCUAUUCCAUGACACAUCAGCACACAAACUAUAGAUGGACACGUUACAUGUAACCCUUUCACAUAAAAGCAGGGAGAAUAGUCAUGGAUUGCAUCCCACAAUGGUAUAACCCACCACUAUGGCAUAGGGACAGGAUCAUCAUCUCAAGGACUUUCCUUGUGUUUGAGGGGUGAUACUUGUGUCUGUGUGCAAGUUCGGUUAUUACUGGGAAGUGAUUUCUGACGUUUCUUUGCUUUUCCUGGUCAUAAGACCCUUCUGUAGAGACCAAAUGCAGGCAAAUAGUCACCAUUCCCUGUCAACUGCCUCUUUUAUAGCUUUAUAAGUGUUUUCUCUUGUACAAUCUGCGGGCCUCCAUCUGUUUGCCUUCAGCAGUUCCUUUGUGAAGACUACAGAUUGGACAUCCUGCUACAGAGCAGUACUAAACCCAUGGUCUUUAUGAGAAAUGUCUUCAUGUCUUUUCCUUGUUCUGAAGUGUUUCUCCAGGGAAAAGUAUCAUGUUGAUAUAGUUCUAUAGAAUAGUCCAAAAGGAAAACUGAAGUAGAAACAUUAAUUAGACAAGUUAGGAGUAGUAGACCCAGCUCAGCCAGUGAAAAUAAGUGUUAUAGAUUAUUUAGGCCUCAUUUCCAGUACAAGACUUUGCUAUAACCUGGACAGAUCAGAUUCAAAAUUCAUCCAUUUGGUCUAAAUGACAUAUGUAAAAUAAAUAAGAGCUAUUGCUGCGUGAGGCUAAUGGAUCUUUCUGUGAUUCUAACGUUUUACAUUUGCUUUUCAAGCAAUACGAGGAUUCUCUCCGCAACAUAAAAUCUGCAGUUUUGAAGAAGCAAAGGGAUUGGAUAGAAUCAAUGAAAGAAUGCCCCCAAGAAAAGACACAAGGCAGCAAGAUGGUAUUAAUUCAGUAAACACAAAUGCCAAGGAAAAUAACGGGACUGGCAACAACAACGUCCAAUGACUGCUCUUGGUCAGCGUUUACUCCCACCCUGCCUGAGAACUCCUAGAUUCAUGCUUUGUGAGAGAACAGCUUCAAUAGCCACAGGGAUCGAAACUACCCAAACAGACUGAGCAAGGUUCUGGAAUAUGCAGCCACUCCUCUGUGUACAUUGUAAUGCUUUCCAUGAGACUACCGAAUUCCUGUGUAGGAUUGGGACAUUCAUUGGGCACGUUCAGAACCUGCCGCUACCCUGGGUGUUGUGUGGAUCAUGGGAAAUAUUGGGCUGUGUUCAUGAAAGCACUUCUAGCGUUGCAUCUCACGCUUAUCAUUGUCGACACUUAAGUUUACAAAUGGAAAUCUUCUUUUCCUUCACUAGAUUUAUUGUUUUCUUUUCUGAUCAGAAAUAAAGGACAUCCCUUAAAGCUAACUAUUUAUUGAAAAGGAUUGUCUUAAAUAUGCCGAGGUUGCAAAAUUUAUUCAAAAAAAACCCUGCAAAGUGAUGAUGCCAGGCAAAUGGCUUUUUGUAAUGCCAACCUCAGGUGUAUAGAUGUAUGAAUUUGAUGUUGCGCUCUGUGUAUUAUAUGCUCUGUCAUUUUCUUUUUUUAUUAUUGAUGUUUUUGCAUAUAGGGUGGCAAAGAGAUCAUAUUUAAUUGCACCAAAUCUCUUACGGAGCUCUUUGGCACUCGCUGUCGGAAAGAUUUCUACAUAGGAACAUUUAUUACUUGAACAGAGAUCAAACACAGAUUUUAUUUCUUGACAUAUGCACCCAAACGUUUUGCAGAUUUUUGUUUUCCCCCCCCCCCCCCCCCAUCGCCCCUUCCUCCACCUUAAAGAGAAACAAAUCAGGAUGGUUCCUUCUAGGGUACUUUAAUUGAGCAUUGUACAUUCUGUUAAAGUAAAUUUUUUGAUUCAUAUCAAGUCUGUAAAGCUUGACAUUGUAUUUUGUGUAUGCAUGUUUUCUUUUUUGCAGAUAUUUAAUAUAUAAACCUACGAUGUGAAGAAAGCGCGUCGAUAGGGGACAUAAAUGUUAUUGAUACUUUUUAGUUUAUUGUGAGUAUUAAAGUUGCUUCAAUGGCUGAUCACGACUGAAUAGCUGCAAGAUUUUUACUAUCUUAACUCUGUAAAGACUAAACAUGUUCUGGGCAUAUGUUUGUGUAAAACAGUGCGGAACACGAGCGAUAAUCGCUUUGUCCGACAUUUCCAACAUCAGUGACUCUGUACAAUAAGGCUGCAUGGGGUUUCUUUUUCCUUCCCAUUUGCUAGUUAACAGAACCAGACUGCGGAAUUUGAAAUUCCAACGAUUUACUUAAGAAAAAAUGAAAGUUCUGAUUUCCAUUGUAUUUUGGUAUAGAUUUUGGCACUUUUUCUUGUUUGCGACAUCACUUGAAACUUUAAGUCUGUUAAGGUCAUCUCCCUCUCAUUCCCACAAGUGCAAACUGUACAUACUCCUCCUCGUCCAGCUCAAAGAUUUUAUGCAUGUUCUGAACUGUUGGAGAAUUUUAUAAAACUGUAGCACACAAUAAAUUUUGUGCAUGGGCCGCUGCUCUGAACAGUGUGUCAAUUUUGUAUGUUUUUUCCCUUUUUGCUUUUUAAUAUAAUCAAGAAUUUAAAAAAA
Molecule: messenger RNA, 10414 nt
Organism: Xenopus tropicalis (tropical clawed frog)
Lineage: Eukaryota; Metazoa; Chordata; Amphibia; Anura; Pipidae
Gene: ppp3cb
Product: protein phosphatase 3, catalytic subunit, beta isozyme
Biological process (GO): calcineurin-mediated signaling
Cellular component (GO): nucleus; cytoplasm
Molecular function (GO): calmodulin-dependent protein phosphatase activity; protein serine/threonine phosphatase activity; calcium-dependent protein serine/threonine phosphatase activity
Source: RefSeq, marked validated